CAUCCGCUAUUGGUUGUAUUUGUUAUGUUCUUUACACUGUAGGUCCAAUUCUUCAACAAAGCGCCAAAAUUCAACCGCGCUCAGACGCUUCCGGUAGGUUUUGACAUUACAGACGCACAAGACUUCAAAAAGUGAGUGAUUAAAAUGUCUCGUACUCCAAAAAGAGCUUGUUCCAGUUCUCUAAACGACAGUCUGGAGAAGAGAUUAAAACGGAUUUCUGUUGAGGGAAACAUCGCGGCGGGAAAGUCCACGUUCGUGCGCCUGCUGGAGCAGCAUGAUAAAGAGUGGGAGGUGGUGCCCGAGCCCAUCGCCAGGUGGUGCAACGUACAAACUCAGCAUGACGAAUUUGAGGAGCUGACCACAUCUCAGAAGAGUGGGGGGAACGUGUUGCAGAUGAUGUAUGAGAAGCCGGAACGCUGGGCUUACACAUUCCAGAGUUAUGCAUGCAUGAGCCGUGUGCGCGCCCAAAUCAACUCGGCCAGUGGCAAACUGCGCCACGCUGAGAACCCUGUGCAGUUCUUCGAGAGAUCUGUCUACAGUGACAGGUACAUCUUUGCAGCGAAUUUGUAUGAGAGUGAGUGUUUAAAUGAGACUGAGUGGGCCAUUUAUCAGGACUGGCACACUUGGCUGCAUAAAAAAUUCGGCCAGCACAUUGAGCUGGAUGGCAUCAUUUACCUGCGGGCCAAACCAGAGAGGUGUUUGGAGAGGUUGCAUUUGAGAGGCAGAGAGGAGGAGCAAGGGAUUCCGCUGGAGUAUCUAGAGAAACUCCAUUACAAACACGAGUGCUGGCUGCAGCACAGGACCCUGAGAAUGGACUUUGACUAUCUUUGUGAGGUUCCUGUUCUCACCCUGGACGUCAACGAUGACUUUAAAGGCGAUAAAUCCAAAUGCGUUGAUAUGAUCGAAAAGGUGAAAGACUUUCUCAGCACUCUAUGAACUGGAAGUAUUUUUUAUUUUGUGUGUGUGUGUGUGUGUGUGUGUGUGUGAGAGAGAGAGAGAGAGAGAGAGAGCAAUGUGAUGGACUGUGGAAGAAAUGUUCUGAAAUGUUUUUCAUGUCUAUAAUUUUUAAAUAAAACUAUUUAAAUGAAAA
Messenger RNA from Pangasianodon hypophthalmus (striped catfish), 1090 nucleotides. RefSeq names its product deoxycytidine kinase (gene dck). Gene Ontology annotation, molecular function: ATP binding; deoxycytidine kinase activity. Gene Ontology annotation, biological process: nucleobase-containing compound metabolic process. The record is from RefSeq and is a predicted model, not a curated record. Lineage: Eukaryota; Metazoa; Chordata; Actinopteri; Siluriformes; Pangasiidae. Gene Ontology annotation, cellular component: mitochondrion; cytoplasm. The coding region runs from base 145 to 936 and encodes 263 amino acids. The transcript is spliced from 7 exons.